Molecule: messenger RNA, 5009 nt
Organism: Nomia melanderi (Alkali bee)
Lineage: Eukaryota; Metazoa; Arthropoda; Insecta; Hymenoptera; Halictidae
Source: RefSeq, a predicted model, not a curated record
CGUCUUAGGAACUAAACUUGAUAAAAACAAAUUUCUUUUCCUUUUUCGUAAAAUAUUUACUACUUGUAUAAAAUUUAUCGAUAAUAUCAAUAAAAUCUAUCUGUAUAUUAUAAAAUAGUAAAUUUCGUGCCGAAAGAGCGGUGCAUCUAAAAAAAUCUUAUUUAGUGUAGAUGUAUGCUAUAGAGAUAAAAUUCGGAGAAACAUGAAUGCUAUAUUCGCGAUUAAUGUCAAAUAACGGUUUAUAAGUGGUGUACUAAUCAGUAAAUUUAUCUCACCGCGAUGGUAUAAAACGAGGUGCCAUGACUUGUUUACUUUUGUUCAUCUUUUACUGUGCUCUGGGAAACUUAUUUAUACGCUCCACUUUGAUUCGGAACUUUUUUCUUCCAAUAGUUUAUGUGUAUGUAUCAUGUGUUCUUUUCGUGUUACUUGAUCGUCUGAUGUGUCGCGUGGUGUGAUUCAAUUAUCAAGGGAACUAUUGAUAGAUUGGAAAGUUACAAAAGAUUAGUUAACAUGGUUAACUAUUUCGAAAUUUUCACCGCCGCCGCGGUGGUAAUCGUGGCUGUGUAUUAUUAUUUAACAUCAACGUUCAAUUUCUGGAAGAACAAAGGUGUAGCUGGACCUGAGCCGAUACCUAUAUUCGGCAAUUUUAAAGAUGUUAUAUUGAGGAAAACAUUGGUGGGCGAAUAUCUUAGGCAAGUAUACAAUAAAUACAAAAACGAACCAGUUAUUGGAAUAUUUGUGAGAGGAUCUCCUAACGUUAUCGUGCGUGACCUGGACCUCGUCAAAGAUGUCCUCAUCAAGGACUUUUCUACUUUCAAUGACCGUGGAAUUGUUAUUCACGAAAAGGUGGAACCAUUGUCUGUGAAUCUCUUCUCUUUGGAAGCAAAGAGAUGGAGAAUUCUCCGAACAAAGCUCUCGCCAGUGUUCACAUCCGGAAAGAUCAAAGAAAUGUUCCAUUUGAUAACGGAUUGCUCGCAGCAACUGGAGAAAUAUUUGGAGAAAAUCGUUCAGAAAGAAGAGCCGAUAGAAUGUCGCGAAGUGGCAGCGAAAUUCACGACUGACGUUAUCGGUAGUUGCGCGUUCGGGAUCAAUAUGAACGCGUUGUCUAAUGAAGAAAGUGAAUUUCGCCGGAUAGGCAAAGAGGCGUUUUCGACUUCGCCAUGGAUCCUCAUGAAGCAAACAUUCAAAGAAAGCUUGCCUAAGUUGUACAGUUACAUCUGGAGCAUACUACCCUACACAAGGGUUACCACUUUUUUCAUUAAAGCUAUCUCGGAUACGAUAAACUAUAGGGAAGAGAAUAAAAUAUAUAGACCAGACUUCGUAAAUAUGCUAAUGGAGUUAAAGAAACAUCCAGACAAAUUAGAAGAUAUUGAAUUGACGGACGCCUUGCUCACUAGUCAGGCGUUCGUUUUCUUCUUAGCCGGUUUUGAAACAUCGUCGACGACUAUCUGCCACGCUCUUUAUGAAAUGGCUCUUCACCAGGAGAUGCAGGAUAAAUUAAGAGCAGAAAUUAAGGAGACUAGCGCUAAAAUUAAUGGCGACUUCAAAUACGAAAACGUGAAAGAAAUGAAAUACUUGGAUAAAAUUUUUAAAGAAACACUUAGGAAAUAUCCACCAGGAACAACAUUAAGAAGAAAAUGUAACUCGGAUUACACCUUCAGGGGAAGUAAAAUAACAAUUCCCAAAGGUACCGGAGUAUUUAUUCCAGUGUAUGCGAUUCAUCACGAUCCCAGUAUUUAUCCAAGUCCAGAAAUUUUCGAUCCAGAAAGGUUCAAUGAAGAUGCAAUCGCAACGAGACACACGAUGAGCUACUUACCAUUCGGAGAAGGGCCACGAAAUUGCAUAGGUGCUCGUUUCGCAAUUUAUCAAACGAAAGUGGGGUUGAUAAAAAUACUGCACCAUUUUAGAGUUAGUGUUUGUGAAAAAACAAUAGUCCCGUAUGAACAUGACCCACGUGCACUUGUAUUAGGUCCGAAAGGUGGGAUGUACUUGAAGAUAAGUAAAAUUGAAAACAAACUUCGUUCGUUGAAAUCUCAUUAUUUACUGGAUUAUGAACACUGCGGAACCAUGGCUAAUUAUUUAGAAAUACUUUGCGGAGUCGCAGCAGUAAUUUAUGGUAUUUAUUAUUACUUCACCGCGACCUUCGAUUUUUGGAAAAUUCGUAAUGUUCCUGGACCGAAACCUAUGCCGUUGUUCGGCAACAUAAAGGACGUGAUGCUCACGAAAAUGUCAAUGAGCGAUUACUUGCAAAUGCUUUACGAAGAGUACAAAAAUGAACCAAUGGUCGGAAUAUUUACGAGAAGAACACCUAUCCUUCUUCUUCAAGAGCCGAAUCUUAUAAAGGACGUUUUAAUAAGAGAUUUUUCGAAAUUUGCGGACCGCGGUUUGCCUGUAUACGAAAAGACAGAACCGUUGUCUCCACAUUUGUUCAACUUGGAGCCGGAAAGAUGGCGGCCACUGAGAACAAGGCUCUCACCGGUGUUCACGUCCGGCAAACUCAAGGAAAUGUUUCCGCUCAUAUUGGAGUGUUCAGAACAUUUGGAACAAUAUUUGGAAAAAGUUGUAGAAAAAGGAGAGCCUGUAGAAUGCCGCGAAUUGACAGCGAAAUAUGCAACGGAUGUGAUUGGUAGCUGCGCUUUUGGGCUUGAAACGAACGCUUUGUCGGACACAGAAAGCGAAUUUCGCCGGGUGGGCCGAAAAGUAUUCUCCACUAGCUUUAUCCAAGUAGUAAGAUUCCGCCUUAGACAGGCAAUGCCAUGGUUUUACAGAAUGCUGGGAUAUAUACUUCCGAAAUCGGAAAUUACAUCGUUUUUCACUAAAGUAAUCUCGGACACGUUGAAAUACAGAAGCCAAAAUAAUAUAGUUAGGCCGGACUUCGUCAAUAUGCUUCUCGAGCUCAAGAAACAUCCAGAUAAAUUGGAGAAUAUCAAACUCACAGACACUUUGCUAACUGCUCAAGCUUUCGUUUUCUUCAUCGCUGGCUUUGAGACUUCUUCAUCAGCGAUGAGCAACGCUCUAUACGAACUAGCUUUAAAUCCGGAUGUACAAGAUAAACUUCGAAAAGAAAUCCGAGAACAUUGUGAUAAAAACAAAGGAGAGUUAAAAUACGACGAAGUGAAAGAAAUGGCAUACUUGGACUUAGUAUUCCGAGAAACAUUAAGAAAAUAUCCACCUGGACCAUUCUUAAUGAGGAAAUCCAUGUGCGAUUAUUGUUUCGACGGGACAAAAGUUACGAUUCCGAAGGGAACGAUGAUUUGGAUACCAAUAUUUGCAAUCCAGCGAGAUCCUACGAUCUACCCAAAUCCUGAUGCUUUUAUUCCUGAAAGAUUUAAUGACGAAGCCGUUCAGACGCGACAUCCUAUGACUUAUUUACCUUUCGGUGAUGGACCAAGAAAUUGCAUUGGUGCGCGAUUUGCAGUUUACCAAUCGAAACUUGGACUGAUAAAAAUACUUCGGAAUCACAAGGUCGAUGUGUGUGAAAAAACAAUGAUCCCAUAUGUAUUUGAUCCAACUGCAUUUUUACUAGCGCCGAAAGGAGGGAUAUAUUUAAAGAUAACAAAACUAGAAAAUUAAUUAUGAAUAUUUUAAGUUUUUAAAAGGUAUUAAUAUACAAACAAAUAAUGGAAAGAUUAUAUAAUUAAAUAAAAAUUAUACAUGUAUAUAUGUGCAAUGAAUGUUAGAUAAUUGCAACACACAUCUGGAUCUACAUGUUGCAAUUAUGAAGAAGUAAAUAGAUACGAAGAUAUUAAAUAUGGAGGUCUUCACUUCAAAAAUCAAACUUUCUUAUCUUUUACUUUUGAUGGAUGAAACUUUUACCAUUGUGUUUAUUAUAUUUUUCUAAUUGAAAUGACACUAACCACAAUAAAAUUACAAUCACGAAGAGAUUCACAAUGUUGUAAUUAUCCAAGAUUUACUGUACAUAAGUAUUUACAUCAUAUUUAACAAGUAUUUUUACAUUGCUUUGCAUGUUAUUUGCGUGUAUUUUUGUAAUAUAAUUCCUCAUAUAAUAAAUUUGUUAUAUUAAAAGAAAUUUUAGUUAGAAUAAUAAAAUUAUAAUACUAUUUAUAAAUUAAUAAUUUUGUUUUCAUUUCUAAAUAUUAUAAUUCAAACUACGACAUAAUUUAUAUUUAUGGCCUCUUAACAAUUUAAGCGUACCUGCUGUAUUUCGAGAACCUAUAUAAGUAUAAGGCUUGGACCACACGAACGUUUUAUAUGCAGCAUGUCACGCACUGUAUUUUCUCCACUGACAUAAAAUUUUGACCAGCGUUUCACAAAUGUUUUACUCACUACGAAUUAUAUAUAAUAAACAAUACAUUACAUCAAGGAUGUUACAUCAGUGCCCACGGGUACUCUCGUGAUACUCCCCUCACGAAAAGUUACCCUCUCCAGACUUACUAUCACCUGUUUAUUUGAACACUACAUAGAACUGCUCACAUACACAGGCUCGAGUAACUCUUUGAGUAUAGGUAGUGGGGGACCGCUGUUUCUGAGUUACUAACACGAGAUGAGAAAGUUAUAGACACCCCUGUUCUAGAGUACUGUUGUAGACUUCUUGGUCGACCACCAAUAAACUGAAAGUGUACAGGAACAAAAGUAUGCGAUCACUUACGAUGUUCGAUUUAGUAGUUAUUGUAACAGUGACGCCUCAGUUUCGGCACAUUAUUGACCAAAUCGCGUAACGAAAAACGCAAGUGAAACAAAAUGAAACUUUACAAUACACAAUAACAUUGGCGUCAGUACUGAUACCUUAUAUUAACAUUUGCAAGAUUGCACGCUGCCCAGCUCGUGUUCUCUAAAAGCAACGUGUGAUGAUAUUUAAGUCUGGAUAAUGGUGCCUCCAGUCAAUCUUGGAACGGCAAGGUUGGAAUUCACAUUGCUACGUCUGCUACGACUUGUGGUGUUGCGACGUGACCUAUUAGACAUGACUUAGUGUGAUUAAUAUGUAUCGUAUGACCCUAUGAAGAUGUUAAUUGUUGUCUAGUCACCGAAUAUGGAAUCCUUAUUUGUAA